UCGGUUCUGUGUUCAGUGUCACGGUCUCUGGACAAACAGUAAUAAAAAUCCAAUAAUUUUCUUUGAUGAAAAAAGCCCAUUUAACAUUAAGAACAUAAUGUUUUGCACGUCUAAAGUGAUCCUGGAAAGAAUAUCUAAAUUACCAAUACGCAAAAAAUUAGUUUAAAUUUUCUAUUUGGGAACUUACUGAAAAUUAACAUGGAUUUAACUAUCAAGGAAGAGCCCGAAGAUGAAGAUUCACUUAUUGAUUCCCGAAAUAACCAUUUCAAUUAUAAUAAUUGCGAAAUUGAUACGCCAGAAAUCUCUCCGGAAUGCGUUAUUUGUAACUCAAAAUUUGUCAGCGAUCAGGAACUAAAAAUUCACCAAAUGAUACAUUCCACCAAUCAUAAAUGUUUCGUUUGUGGUGAAUUUGUGAAAAAUCGAUUUCAGUUUGUGGGCCAUGUGAGGAAGCACAUGGUUGCUAAGCCUUUUUUAUGUCCAGAACAAACCUGCAAUAAAGCUUUUGCUAGCCUGCGGGAAACAAAAUUGCAUUGUCGUGUACAUUCAGAUGAGAGACCUUAUAUGUGUACCGAAUGUGGAAAGGCUUUUAAGCAAGUUCAUACUCUUAGAGAACAUGAAGUUGUACAUACAGGAAUAAAAAGGUUUAAAUGUAAGAUAUGUAAUGGUACUUUUGGAACAGGCGCUAGUCACCGACGACAUGUAAGAGUUAUGCAUGAGACGGUCCGGUCAUUUCAGUGCAAUUAUUGCUAUUCUGCUUUUACUAGUCGACAGGCUUUACAACAACACAAGACCAUUCAUAGGGAUGAAGAUAGCACAAAAUGUCCCUUUUGCAAUGAAACAUUUACUGACCAUGAAAAGUUUGAGGAACAUAAGAAGAAACAUGUUGAUAUGAAAGAGACAGGUACUUGUGAAUAUUGCCUCAACAAAACGUUUUAUAUAAAUUUGAAGGAGCAUGUGGAAAAAAUGCACAAGCCCAGAACCUGCAAUUUAUGCAGUUUGGUUUUCUUUGAUGAUAAAUCACUAAACAACCAUCAGAAAAGUCACAUGGAAAUUCAAAAUAAAAAUGAAUUGGUGUGUAAUCUUUGUGGAAAACAAUUUGACUUCAUUAGAUACCUAAAGGCUCAUGUCAAAAGGCACCAGGAUGAUUACAAAAAGUUUAAAUGUCAAUUGUGUGAUAAAGCCUUUUCUUCAAAAAGAGAUUUAACUGAUCAUACCAUGGUUCAUUCAGAUGUGAAAAAUUACAAGUGCAGCAUAUGUAAUAAGGCAUUUAGAACCAAGCAAAGUGUUAAUAAGCACAUGCCUAUACAUUCAGAUAAACGCCCGUUUGAAUGCAGACUGUGUCAGAAAACUUUUAAGAAGCAGUCAAUCCUAAGAAAGCACAUGAUUACCCACUCAAAUAUUAGACCCUUUCAGUGUCAGCUAUGUAGUAAAACUUUUAAAACGCGGGACUCAUUGGGAAUUCAUAAGAAAUAUUCCCACACUAAAUGGAAACUCCAGUGCAAAACAUGCCAUAGAAGGUUCCAGUACAAAACUUCCUUAAAAACCCAUGACUGCAAGGGGGUUAAAACUCGAUACCAUCAGAGAUUUUGUAGGCAUUGUAAAAGACGCCUAAAACGGGUUUCCACUGUGGCCUGUCAUAAGCUGGGUCAUUUCAGUAGAAAAUUGUUUUAUUGUGAUAUUUGUAAGUCUGAAUUUAAGUUUAAGUACAGUUUAAUAAUUCAUCGCAUGAAACAUCGGGCUCAGGUACCCUCUGAAAUUUUAAACUUUGAUGUAAAAGAUCAGUCUAUUCAGACAGAUCCUAUAGAUUUUGGAGAAUUGGUAGAUUGCGAUGUAGAGAUCUCCACCGCAGUCCCAUAGUUGUUCAGUUUUUAAUAGUAAUUAUUAUGCCAGGAUUCUUUGAAUAUAUGUUUUCCUCUACAAGGAUCUAUUUUAAAAUGUGUUCAGGGUAUUUAGAAUGAAUUGAAUUUUUUUAAGUUUGUGUUAUUAACAUGGUUCCUACUUAGGUGUGUAGUAUUUAUAGUAGCUUUCCCUAAUCUAUUUAUUACCCUCUGGAUUGAUAUUACCUUUGUCU
Molecule: messenger RNA, 2071 nt
Organism: Cylas formicarius (sweet potato weevil)
Lineage: Eukaryota; Metazoa; Arthropoda; Insecta; Coleoptera; Brentidae
Product: zinc finger protein OZF-like
Exons: 3
Coding region: 199-1857 (552 amino acids)
Source: RefSeq, a predicted model, not a curated record